AGCAAUGGGAGAUAAGGGGAGAAUCUGAGAAGAGACUCGGGGAGGGCCUGAGCGGGGAAUGGAGCAGACUUGGGGUGAGACUGAGAGGGUAAGACCGAGGAAGGGAGCUUGGAAAGGAGGCUGAGGAGAGGACUGCUCUCCCCGCUGCCCGCGAUGGAGGCGAACCCCGGUGGUGGCGGCGGGGGCGGGAGUGGCGUGGGGGGUGAGGACGGCGUCCAUUUCCAGAGUUAUCCCUUUGACUUUCUGGAGUUCCUCAACCAUCAGCGCUUCGAGCCCAUGGAGCUGUAUGGUGAGCACGCCAAGGCCGUGGCCGCCCUGCCCUGCCCACCAGGGCCCCCUCCCCAGGGCCCGCCACAGCCCCCGCCACCCCAGUACGACUACCCGCCACCACCGCCCGCCUUCAAGCCCAAAGCUGAGACUCCCUCAUCGUCGUCAUCAUCUUCUUCCUCUUCUUCGUCCUCCUCUUCUUCGUCGUCCUCCUCCUCUUCCACAUCCCAGGCAAAGAAGCCUGAGCCAGCUCUGCCCCCAGGCUUUGGGGCACCUCCACCUCCACCUCCACCCCUUUUUGAUGCUGCCUUCCCUGCUCCGCAGUGGGGGAUCGUGGACCUCUCUGGGCACCAGCACCUUUUUGGGAACCUCAAGCGGCCUGGGACAGCGGGCGGGCCUGGGGCCGGGCCAGCCACACCGGGGCCCUUGCCCAGCCCCAGCCCCGGGCCCCCAGGGGCUCCCGUGGCUGGCGAUCUGGGCGCUGCCGCCAAGGAUGACAAGGGCUACUUCCGCCGGCUGAAGUACCUAAUGGAGCGGCGCUUCCCCUGUGGGGUCUGCCAGAAGUCCUUCAAGCAAUCCUCCCACCUGGUGCAGCACAUGCUGGUGCACUCCGGGGAGCGGCCCUACGAGUGUGGAGUCUGCGGGCGCACCUACAACCACGUCUCCAGCCUCAUCCGCCAUCGCCGCUGCCACAAGGACGCACCUCCGAUGCCCGGAACCCCGCAGGCCCCGCCGCCCCCGCCGCUGCCUGCUCUGGCUCCCGCUGCCUCUGCUGGGGUGGAUGGCGGUCCUCCUCCUCCCGGGGUGGCCCCAGUGGCCCCGGGCCCUGGGGGGGAGGGCCCCUUCACCUGCCCCCUCUGCUGGAAAGUGUUCAAGAAGCCCAGUCACCUCCACCAGCACCAGAUCAUCCACACAGGGGAGAAGCCCUUCUCCUGCACUGUGUGCAACAAGAGCUUUAACCGCCGGGAGAGCCUCAAGCGCCACGUGAAGACCCACUCCGCCGACCUGCUGCGGCUCCCCUGCGGCGUGUGCGGGAAGGCCUUCCGGGAUGCGGCCUACCUCCUCAAGCACCAGGCGGCCCAUGCUGCCACCGGGGCCCCGGCACCCCGCCCCGAGUAUCCCUGCGACCUGUGCGGCAAGUCCUACUCUGCCCCGCAAAGCUUGCUGCGCCACAAAGCAGCCCACGGCCCUGCCGCUGCAGCCCCUGAGGUCCCCAAGGAUGGCUCGGCCCCAGCCCCGCCACCCACCUUUCCUACUGGGCCCUACCUCCUGCCCCCGGAACCUGCAGGCGAUAGUGGAGAGAAGGCCGCAGCUGCAGCCGCGGCUGCAGCCGUUGUCUAUGGGGCUGUCUCAGUCCCGCUGCUAGGGGCCCACCCUCUGUUGCUGGGGGGUGCGGGAGGCCCGGCCGGAGGCGGGGGCAGUGGGGCUGUGGGGCCGGGGGUCCCGGCUCCAGGAAAGACCUUCUGUUGUGGCAUCUGCGGACGGGGCUUUGGGCGACGUGAGACCCUAAAGCGCCAUGAGCGGAUCCACACAGGAGAGAAGCCCCACCAGUGCCCUGUGUGUGGGAAGCGCUUCCGUGAGUCUUUCCACCUGAGCAAACACCACGUGGUGCACACACGGGAGCGGCCCUACAAGUGUGAACUCUGUGGCAAGGUCUUUGGCUACCCACAGAGCCUCACACGCCAUCGCCAGGUGCAUCGGCUGCAGCUACCCUGUGCCCUGGCUGCUCCUGCUGGCCUCGGCCCAGCCGCUGGGGCUGGCGCCUCCCAGGCCUCGGCCGCCACGGGGGCGGCCCCGCCCGAGGGCCUCAGCUAUGCUUGCUCUGACUGUGGGGAGCACUUCCCUGACCUCUUCCACGUCAUGAGCCACAAGGAGGCACACAUGGCUGAGAAGCCUUAUGGCUGUGAUGCCUGCGGCAAGGCUUUCGGCUUCAUCGAGAACCUGAUGUGGCACAAGCUGGUCCAUCAGGCGGCCCCUGAGCGCCUCCUGCCUCCCCCAGCCCCCGACGGGCCCGGCCCAGACACCCCGGGUGCGGGCCUGGACAAUGGGCUGGCUGGGGAGGUGGGGGCAGCUGUAGCGGCCCUGGCGGCCGGGGCUGCCGGGGAGGAGGCGGGCGCAGGGGCCGGGGCAGGAGCGGGGCCCGGCCCCGGGGGCCCUGAGCGCUUCAGCUGUGCCACCUGCGGCCAGAGCUUCAAGCACUUCCUGGGGCUGGUGACCCACAAGUACGUGCACCUGGUACGGCGGACGCUGGGCUGUGGCCUGUGCGGCCAGAGCUUCGCCGGCGCCUACGACCUGCUCCUGCACCGCCGCAGCCACCGCCAGAAACGCGGCUUCCGCUGCCCCGUGUGUGGCAAGCGCUUCUGGGAGGCGGCGCUGCUGAUGCGCCACCAGCGCUGCCACACAGAGCAGCGGCCCUACCGCUGCGGCGUCUGUGGGCGUGGCUUCUUGCGCUCCUGGUACCUGCGGCAGCACCGCGUGGUGCACACGGGCGAGCGCGCCUUCAAGUGUGCCGUGUGUGCCAAGCGCUUUGCCCAGUCCUCCAGUCUGGCCGAACACCGCCGCUUGCAUGCCGUGGCCCGGCCCCAGCGCUGCGGUGCAUGUGGCAAGACCUUCCGCUACCGCUCCAACUUGCUGGAGCACCAGCGGCUGCACCUGGGUGAGCGUGCCUACCGCUGUGAGCACUGCGGCAAGGCCUUCUUCUACCUGAGCUCGGUGCUGCGGCACCAGCGGGCCCAUGAGCCCGCACGACCGGAGCUGCGCUGCCCAGCCUGCCUCAAGGUCUUCAAAGACCCCGGCUACUUCCGCAAGCACCUGGCUGCCCACCAAGGUGGCCGGCCGUUCCGCUGCUCGGCCUGUGGGGAGGGCUUCUCCAAUACAUAUGGCCUUAAGAAGCACCGUUUGAUCCACAAGGCUGAGAGGCUGGGGGCUGCCGCUCCCGGGGCCAAGGAGUCCUGAGGGGAUAAGCUGGAGGCGGUCAGCACCUACUUCCUCCUGCUCCUGGGCAUCACCAAGAGCUCGGAGAGGGGCUAUCCACCUGCCAACCCCCUCCACCCUUCUCCCAAAGCCGGGGGGGGGGGCGCGCUUCACUCCAUAGGGAUCUGGCCACUCCCAUCAUGAGGGAUGGACUUAAUCCUUCACCUCUCUCUCCCCCACCUCCCCCACAUCCUGGGAACUCUAGGACCCCCCUAACACCAGACUCCCUCUCCAUCUGCCCCUUUGUAACCCCCUCACCCCACCCCGUGCCCAUGCCCGAACCUGUAGGAAAUGAGGCUCAUUCCCACCCGCCCUGAUCACCACCACCACCACCAUCUUGGAAUCUGGCUGGAAUAGGGGAGGGGGAGGUGGGUUGGGAGAGACAUGGGGUAGGGGGGCUGAUUGCCAUUUG
Molecule: messenger RNA, 3652 nt
Organism: Phascolarctos cinereus (koala)
Lineage: Eukaryota; Metazoa; Chordata; Mammalia; Diprotodontia; Phascolarctidae
Gene: ZNF865
Product: zinc finger protein 865
Biological process (GO): regulation of immune system process; regulation of cytokine production; negative regulation of transcription by RNA polymerase II
Cellular component (GO): nucleoplasm
Molecular function (GO): DNA-binding transcription repressor activity, RNA polymerase II-specific; RNA polymerase II cis-regulatory region sequence-specific DNA binding
Source: RefSeq, a predicted model, not a curated record